AUGUAUCGAGAUGCAUGGCCGCCGCAAGAGCAGCACUACGCCUGGGAAGACUGGGAUGCAGAAGACCGAUCGUGGAAUUGGCAAGCAACGCAAAGACGUGUGCAGAGCCGCUCACACAGCUCUCGUUCAAUGAGAGGAUCACAAAGUCCACGAGGACGCAAAGGGAAAGGUGCUGGGAAACAUGCAAACAAAGGCAAGCGCAAAGAUGCAGCCUACAAUACAGGAGGGGACGAUGGGAUUGGAGGUACAAGUUACAGCAAUUCACCAUUUGCCCCACUGGCAACCAGCAUGCCACCAUGGCCAACUACGGAGGGGGCGCCACAGGCCCUGAUGCCCUCGGUUGCCAUGGCUUCCAAUCCCAGUACGGCCGAACAAUUGGCACAGAAAAAAAAAUGUGUAGCUGCACUCAGAAUUGCAUAUCCAGAUGUCAACGCUGCACCAGCCGAAACCAAAGAUCUCAUCGAGAAGAUGGAUCGAGACAUAGAAAAGCUGGAAUCAGACAGCAACAAGUUUGUUACGAAGAACAUUCAUUCAGCCACAACAGCGCUAGGCAAAGCGCAGAAAACACUUACAGAGACGCUGGAAGCCAAGAAGGCCCAUCGCAAUCGAUGGAUCAAGCAUAUUACAGAAGCAGUGACCACAUGGCAAUCACAACUGCAAGAGUUCCAAAAACAGCAGGCAAAAUUCCAAGAUGUGGCAGCCAAGGCCAGAUCAGACAUCGAGUCAGCCAGAUCAGCCAUACAGACCCUGUCAUCCAAGGCGUCGCAGGCAACAUUAGCUGCCAUGCCACCUCUGACUGCGGUAACAGCAGAACAAGAGGAAGGGAAUCCAGAAGCGGACAGCGAGGAGUUGAAACUCCAAGGACAGUUACAAACAGUCCUUCAGAACUGUGCUGCGGCGUUGAAGAUGGAGAUUCCCGAUCAAGACCAGGAAGUGGAAGACCUCACGAUGGAAGACGAAGAGCGCGACAAAAAGAAUCUGAUUGGCAUUCACAAUAUCCAAGCCAUUCUUGCAGGACAACAUGAAGCUGAAGAUUCAGUCAUAUUGCAAUACACGGACGAUCUUGCACUUGGUUCCACUGAACAAUUAGUCAUUCUCGAUGUGGAAGUCCAUUUUCAGGCUGCGUUGAAUUUUGCGAUCACAAUUGAUGAUGCAGAAGCUGACAUCGUUAGUAACCUUGAAGAGCUAGGUCCUGCAUUCAACAUUGUUGUGUCUGUGGCACCUUUGCGAAAUGAUGGAUGGAUUGUGCCUGAGCAGCUUUGGACCCCAGGUAUUCCAGUGAUCCACCCGGAAUCAAAUCCGAGGUCACCAGCCUUGUCCUUACGGCCCUUUUUGAAGGACCUACGCACGAUGCCAUCACUCAGGGAGCAUACUCUGUGGGACAGAGACAGUGUCCAGAUUAGGGUUGCAGCACCGGAAGCUGCCCAAGGAGAUGUGGACCCUACGGAACACCUUCAUUUUGAAGACCUCACAUUGAUGCAACGGCCUGCACCUUCACAACCGAAUAGGAUGGAGCAUGGAGUGACAUCCCAUGUCAUCAUUGUGCAAGCCCCAAACGUUGAGUGGUCUACAUCGCUUGUCUCAGUGUCUGAUUACCGCUUGGGCCCAAAUCCUUUGCGCAUUGCCAUCACCACCCUUGAACAUGUGACCUUUGAGCAAAUUGUCCAUGGAGUCCACUAUGACGAUCUUUGCAUACACCGGCAGGAACCGGUGCAUUGUGAUAUCUGGUACCAGCAGCUGCAUUUGUUGCCAGGUCAAAGAAUGCCUUGCUGGACGGGCUACAGUUUCGUGCUCCAUGUCAGCAGGUACAGACAACAGCCAAUAGGCCAACCAGAAGGGGACCACCAGGCAAUGCUUCAGACAUUUGUGCGGGCACCAACAACCAACCCAACACGAUGCUCUGAGGAUAUCCAUACGCAUAAGAUCAGAGUGGAUUUCGAAUCAGCGCAAAUGGCACUGCAAUGGCUUGAUGCUCAUUUCACUCUCCCAACUUAUGAUAUCGAAGCGCAACUUGACCCGGUUGCUUGUUGGUUACCUCAAUGCCUUGACUGGAUCAGACAGGAUUGGUAUGAUUGGGAAGGACCAGUUGAGUGUAUCCGUGUCUAUUAUGAUGGCUCAUUUGAAUCUAAGACUGACAAUUCUGGGUCAGCCACUGCAGCAUUUGUUCUACAGGAUGGAACUUGGAAGUUUGCUGGGGCGCUAUCAGUACAGCAGCAUAAGCCGAAGUUUGAAUCCUACACAGCUGAACUCACUGCAUCUCUCAUUGCGUGCAAGCAGGUUUUUGACCUUGUGAAAAUCAAUGCAGAGGUUUUUUCAACCUCACCUGCGGUUGAGUUUAUGUAUGAUUCACUCUCAGUGGGUAAGCAAUCAGAAGGCCAGUGGCAGGCAAGACAGGAUCCAACCACAUGUCAUGCUAUUAGAAGCCUUGUCAGGGUCAUUGAAAAACGUUGGAAGGUUAGCUGCCAGCAUUUCCAUGUUACCGGACACAGCGGCGACCCGGGGAAUGAGCUUGUUGACACCCUUGCAAGAUGUGCUGCCCAGGGCAAACCGUUGCAAAAUUGGAAUGCCUUCCUUGAGCAGAUCACACAGAAGAAUUUUGUUCAAUCUCUGGAAUGGGUAUGGGCAUUAUUUACUUCACAUUUGGGAUCCGCUUGGCAAUCAAACCAGCUGGAGUUACCAACCAACUCGACCACCAAUCCAGACAGCACUAAAGUCUUACCGUUUGGUGAGGCGACAUCGACAGACGGUCAUGGAAAUGUCAAGCUUCACCUGCUUACCUGCAAUGUCCUUACCCUACUCCCAGGGCCACAUCAGAUGGAAGCAUGGGGGGCUGGAGGACCUACCAGAUUGCAAAUCAUGUUGCGACAAUUGAAACAAGCAGAAAUUUCGGUAUUUGCUUUCCAAGAAACCCGAUUGAGAACUGACUUGAAAUUGAGGCAUGAAGAUUUUAUCCUGUUUCACGCACCUGCUAAUGACCGAGGCCAUUUCGGUAUCAUGGUGGGAAUUGCCAAGACCCAGGCAUUUGCAUUUCAUGAUAAUGGUAAGCCACAUGACCAAGGUUGGUUUGAGGAGUCACAAAUUGCUGUCAUUGCAGCCGAGCCACGCCUUCUGAUUUUACGAGUCUGCAAUGAAUUCCUCAAAGUCAUCAUCGUUGCUGCACACGCACCACAUACCGGAGCAGCCAUCGAAGAUAUUGAGGAUUAUUGGCAGCGAAUUGAUAGACACAUUGGCUCGAAAUACAGCAGCUGGCCAAAACUGCUUUUAGCAGAUGCGAACAGCCGAGUAGGUGACUCACCUAACAACCACAUUGGACCACAUGACGCUGAGAGAUCAUGCCCCAAGAGUGAUGCCUUUAGUCACUUUGUUGCGCAGCAGCAUUUGUUUUUGCCAGCCACAUUUGCGGAUAUUCAUGAGGGGCCAUCAGGUACAUGGAAACACCCAAAUGGCACCUGGACACGGAAUGAUUUCAUUGGGGUUCCGUUUGAAUGGCCGCUUACACAGUGUCUCUCUUGGACUGAUAUUGAAAUGGAUUUUUCGCUCACCAAAGAUGAUCAUCGGCCUGCUCGAGCACUCUUGAGAUGGCCAGCGGCAACCAAAUCACAGAACCUUCAAGCACAAAGGAUUAAAGCAUGUCCUGCCCAGCUCUGCCCUAAUGCAAUUAAGUCUUUGCUUGCAGAUCCGAUCAAUCAGAGUGCAAUUGAUGUCCACACGCAUUUUGGUAUCCUCCAAGACUCACUCGCUUCAUGCACGAGGUCGACUGAACCUCUGCAUUUUCGUAAGCCGCAGAAACCGCACAUGACAUCUACCACAUGGGAACUUGUAUGUGCUAAGAAGAAGUGGAGGUCCAAUUUGGCAAGAUGUCAACGACUCCAAACGCGCACUACCAUGCAUUUGCUUUUCGCUGCCUGGCGACACGGCAUCCGUGGGAUAUGUUUCAAGCAGGAAGCCCAUUCCUUUGAUGCAAUUUUGAGCCAACUCGACCGUGAUGUUGCGAUUGCCCUUCACAAUUUCCGCACCCUGGGGAUUCAAGUUACGCAAGCCACCAGAAGAGAUGACAUUGUGUUUUAUCAGAACCUUGCACAAGAGAGCUCUAGGUGGUUAGGCCCUUCCGAAACCAGGCAAUUUUGGAAAGUCUUGCGACGAAGUUUGCCCAGAUUUCGCCAAAGAAGACGAGGUUUUGAUCCGUUGAGCAUCGAACCUCUUGAGGAUCAAUGGAUGCCCCACUUCACACAGCUUGAAGUAGGUGAACAGAUGCACCCGGCCGAACUUUUGCACGAAUGUCAUGAAAGACAAAGACAAACAGCACCAGCACAGACACAUUUCGAUAUUGCAGAGCUUCCCUCAUUGAUGCAACUUGAAGAUGUGCUCAGACAGACAAAGCCGCACAAGGCCACAGGCCACGAUUCGUUGCCUUCAGUGCUUUUUCGUAAUCAUGCGUGCGAUCUGGCUGAGGCGUUUUUUCCAUUGUUGCUCAAAAUGAUGGUCUGGCAACAAGAACCAUUUGCAGGUAAAGGUGGACCCCUUGCAGUCAUCCACAAGAAAGGCAACCACCUUGUUGCUAGCAAUUACCGCGGUAUCAUGUUGUUGCCUACCUUCACCAAGAGGGUACAUGCACUGCUACGGACACAACUCAUGCAAUUGCUUGAACGCCAACGACCACCAGGUCAGCUGGGAGGAUUUAGCCAGCAACAAGUCAUGUAUGGAUCGCAGUCCCUACAAGUUUUCGGACGCAUUAUGGAUACACUGAAGCUCACGUCGGCAGUGUUAUUUUUGGAUUUGGCCACUGCUUUUCAUCGGCUUGUCCGAGAAUGGGUUUCUGGCGUGCACGUGCCAGCUGACUUGCUUAUUGUCUUCCAAGCAUUGGAACAGGAAGGGUUGGAUGUGGCUGAAAUGUGUGAACGCAUACACGUGCCAUCGCUGCUUGAAACACUGCGCGCACCUCCCUUCCUUAUCCAGCUCAUGAAGGACAUACAUGCCAGCACAUGGAUGACCAUCGGUAGCAGACGAUUUGCCAAUACCAAAAGAGGCACAAGACCAGGAAGCCCGCUUGCGGAUUGUGUUUUUCACAUUUUGAUGGCAGACAUUUUACACCAGCUUGAUGACUGGAUUCAGAGACAAGAAGAUUUUCAACGUAUUCUCGCUGAAUACGACAUUCCAGGUGGCUUUGUGGCAUGGGCGUACGAUCUUGCCAUCCCCUGGGCAACCACCAGAGCGGCGGAUAUGCCCAAGGAACUGCGUAGGAUCUUGCAAUUUGUGCUGCAACUGUUCGAGAAGUACGGGUUCCUACUUAAUUUGGAGAAGGGCAAGACUAGUGCAGUUGUCACUUUCCGUGGGAGUGGUGCCCCACAGAUGAGGCAGAUGUACCAGCUCAAUGCCAAACCUGGGGAUAGCUUCACGCUUGAGGGGAGAGAAAAGCAGAUUUUCCUUCACUAUGUUCCAAGCUACAAGCACUUGGGUACGACGUUUGCCGCCAAUCACAACCUGGAAGUUGAAAUACAGCAAAGAAUUGGCCUUGCUCAAGCCGCAUUUGGACAGAUUGCGAAACCUAUUCUUUGUAACAGGCAUCUUCCCGAAAGUACUCGAAUCCAGUUGUUUCAUUCCCUCAUCGGCACUAAAUUGUUCUUUGGUCUUGGCGCCUGGCAAACGCCAACCUAUAGACAAUGCGCCAAGCUACGUGCCUUCCUGCUCAGAUUGCUACGCAAGGUUCUCAGGCUGAAGCCAGAUCAAGUAGCAUCCAUCCCCGCUGCCGAAAUCCUCCAGAGAGCACGUCAAUCAGAACCUCGGGUCAGACAUGCAGUUGAUAGGCUGUUGUAUGCACAACGUUUGUGGGAACAUGGCCCUGCGGAACUGCAGCACAUGCUCCACCGUGAACAUGCCCUCUGCCCCAACUCAUGGAUGCAUGGACUCCUUGCAGAUUUGGAAUGGUUGCAAAAGCUUGAGCCUCACUUGCCAUACAAGCCCCCAGUUAACACUGAAGAUCUCACUGAUCUCUUUGAUUAUUGGCAGGGGGGACAUAGAGAAUGGCAGAAGAGAAUCAAGGCCGCGCUGCAACGCCACCUCCGUCAGGAAGGGAUGAUGCAUCAGAUGCAUAGGAUGCAUACCCAGUUCUUUCAAAUUUUCAAGGACCAAGCCACAUUUCUCAAUGAUACCUUUGUUGAUGAUGUUACGAAGCAUGAAUAUGUUUGUUUCUGCAAUCGAACAUUCACCACCCCUCAGGGACUUGCUUCGCACAAGAGACUUGCUCAUAACAUUGGUGCCAGAGAAAAACACCUCAUUGACGGGGCAACUUGUCCCUGCUGUCUGAAAUUCCUGUGGACGAGACAGAGGUUAUAUCAACAUCUGGCGUACAUCCCUAGAAAAGGACAGGUCAAUCAUUGCUUCCAGUCACUGCAAAGAAGUGGUUUUCAAGUGACAGAUGAGUGCUCCACUGUAGUGAGCGACAAGUUGGCAGGUCUGCAUCGCACUGAAGCCCUCCAGGCUAUGGGGCCAAUACCCCUGUUCAAAGAUAGCCGUGAGAGAGAUCUCAGGAGCACCCUAGCCAAACUGGCGCAGUGUGAGAAUCAGUUGCACAUUGAGCAGGUACCAGAUGAUCCUGAGCAACACCAAAACCUUUUUUGGGAACGACUCACGGCACAAACACAAUUGUGGUUUCAACGAUUCCAAGAUGGUGGCUUCGAUGCUGACACCAUCAAGGAGCUACCUGAUGCAUGGUUGGACCAGAGUGCAGAUCAAGACCCCCGAUUUGGCAUUUGGCUUGAAUCAGUCUAUAUCAGUUGGGGGGAAAAGGUCAUGCCAGAUAUCCUUGCCGAACUCAUUGAUGGCGAAGCUGAGAUGCUGAUCGAGCAAGCUUUUACAGACAUGAUCUAUGAGUUCCCACGAAUGCAGCUGUUGACUGAAAUCACGUUCUUGAGGCAGAAAAUCCGUAGACUGGAGACGGAACAACAUGUGUUGUUCCCACACCGGACAGUCAAACGGGGAUCAGCCAAUGCGAAGGAACGUAUCUCUUCGGCACUCCAUAUCCCAGCAAUUUUCAAUGAACAGGAUUCAUGGCUGCAAAAAAUUCGGAAGAUCAAAUUUGACAACAUACCGGAGGAGAAGGUUAUUCCUGCCACAGUUGAUGCCAUAACUGUGAGACCGGUUUUCUUGGUAGUUCACCUUUUCAGUGGACGUAGGCGCAGCACGGAUAUCCAUGCGUGUCUUGAAACAUUUGCUAGCCAGAUGGGAUUUAGGGUUCAAAUUUUAUCCCUCGACACUGCAGUUUCUGUUCACUUUGGUAACUUACAAUAUGGGCGCAGCACUUGGAAGCACUUAGCCAAUCUCUACAGAUCUGGCCGAGUUUCAGCGACUAUUUGCGGAGCACCCUGUGAAACGUUUUCAGCUGCCAGACACCAUAAACCUGAAGGGAUUUCAGAAGCAGAUGCUCAGAAGUGGCCGCGUCCUCUUCGUAGCACGGAGAGAUUCCUGGGACUUCCGGGCCUUACUUUCCGGGAGCUUCGCCAGGUGGCUCAAGGUUCUGAAUUCUUCUUUCAAGGUAUUUUUGCGGCGGCAUGGUCAUUACGUUUUGGAAGUUUGUAUUUGAGUGAACAUCCAUGGAUGCCAGAAGAUGAGCAGAAAGUCAGUAUCUGGACCUCGCCAUGGGUCAAGUUGCUGUUACAACUGCCUCAAGUGAAGCUGCACCGCGUCUGCCAAUGGAGAUGGGGGGCUUCAGCAUCCAAACCGACAGGAAUAUUGGCCAUCAAUUGCCCAUCCUUCCUCUCCUCCAUUUACAAGAGACAAAUCCCUAAUGCAGAGAAACCGCGGAAAGUUGCCAUAGGACGAGAUGAGGUGACAGGAGAAUUCAGAACUGCUGUCCUCAAAGAAUACCCAGCUGCUUUUUCGAACGCUUUGGCGGGGGUUCUCGCCGAUCAAUUCGCACUUGCGGCUCGUAGGGUUUCUUUCUCCAUUUCAGAUAUGGCAACCCCUGAGUCUGAAGCAUGGUUGCAGGACGCGCUUGCAUCUUGUAAAGACAUACGAGCUACUGCACAUUGGAUGCCAGACUUUCAGGGAUAG
Messenger RNA from Cladocopium goreaui, 8049 nucleotides. The record is from the annotation of a GenBank genome assembly. NCBI's taxonomy places the organism in Eukaryota, Dinophyceae, Suessiales, Symbiodiniaceae.